Molecule: messenger RNA, 1782 nt
Organism: Filobasidium floriforme
Lineage: Eukaryota; Fungi; Basidiomycota; Tremellomycetes; Filobasidiales; Filobasidiaceae
Exons: 11
Coding region: 1-1782 (593 amino acids)
Source: RefSeq, a predicted model, not a curated record
AUGAACAGCAUAGAACUUCGAAACGACCUGGUUGGUCUCCUUAAUUCCAUCAAAGACAAGAAGAUGAAAGUCAGGCUCACAGAAUACAUGGACGCUUUCCUUAGCGGAAUCGCCGGGAAUUGUGUCUCAGGGAUGAUCCACCAUUUCAGCAGUCAAGAUCAACGCUUCUCCGAGCUCGUUGUCAUCGCAGAACAGGCAAGAACACCUGACCAAAGCAGACUACUCGGUGAAUCUCGGCACUCGAUGUUCUUGGAUGUUUCGCCUUCUUCUGACCCCCUUGUCCACGUGGCUAUGGUUCCGAGGAUAGAGGAUGACAAAGGGAGUUGCCAUAUGGCUAGGACUAUAGAUAGGGGGUGCAUUAUUAUGUCCGCCGAGACAGGCUUAUCUGUCGUGCCCUCUUUGAAACCUCUCGCAAGAGCGCAUGAGCUCCUACAGAAACUUGCGGAUCGAUUCGGCAACAGUCCGAUCAUCUGGGAUGCGGAAAUAGAGCACAACCUGAGAGCGGUUGUAGCCGAGCUCGAUAGAGCCACCACGCCCAUUCAGGACGUGGAAACCUUCGCGACCAUCAGCUGUGUUCUUCCGACAUUCAAUGUGCUUUUGAGGUAUGACGAUUACUGGGGCGCCUUGUUCAAGAAAGCGGAGUCCGAUCAAACAGGACUGAUCACGAAGAUCCAGCUGUGGAUGUACCGAGUCAUCAAGGGUAUCCCUGAACAGUCGCCGACGUGGGAGGUUGCGGAAUUGAGGAAGAGGAAAGAAGAGUUCGAGGCCUGGCAUUCGCUGUGGUGUCACCGUCGCGGGGAGACAGAGAAAGGGAAUUUUCCGCCCCUCCCGGAUCAACUCUCUACAUCAAGCGGUCGUUCGGGAACCUUGGAAGAGAAAGGUUCAGCUGCUGGUCGAACCGAGAGCAAUUCGCAAACUGGUACCGUGAUAGUUCAGCUCGGAACAAUUGACGAACCGAAAAAUCUCGCCACAUGUUGCACGGCUGAACUGGAGUCCAUGAAGCAUGCACUUGGCCGUCAUAUCUGUACGGGAUUUGCCGCGUGUUUCGGCAAGGUUCACGUUGAUUUGCUUGACGCUGAUUACGAUCUGGUUUACAAGCUUCUCAAGAACCUCGAACAGCUAGGUUUGCACACAAGCGCACGCAUACGCCUAGCAAAGUCGCUACCGAUGGAACGACAACAAGGUAGUCUCUUGAGGGAGAUUCGACGCGUACUGGCACAAAUGGACGAUGGGUUCGAGAAAGCGAGUGGAGCACUAGAGGCACUUGACGAGAUCCUCAACGGAGAUCGUACUGGGUUGCACGAGGAUGCCCAGAAGUUGAAGGAGAUGUUCAAUACAGAUGAGACAGAUGUUGCACCAUAUGUGGGAAAGUUGAGGGCAUUUUUGAAACUUCGCCACGAUUUGACCUGCGCGCACGCCAAGUUGAAUGAAUUCUACGAAUGGAUCAAGGAGUGGGAUAUGAUGUUGUCCAAGCGAAGCAAGAGCAACCUCAUUCUCGAUGACCGAAAGGAUCGCAGGGUGUUGGUGAUCGGAAGCCCGAGCCAAAAGUCCUUACGCCCCUACUCUGGCGAAAGCGUUGCCUCCAGGAAUGCUGAGAAAUGCGACUCUAUCGAUGGCCGUAGUGAGAAGAGGCCUGCCUCCACCGGUACAUUUUCGAUAUCGCUUGAAGGGAUUUCUACUUUCUUUACAAGCAGUGGACAGAACAUGCCCAACGGAAAGCGAUCAGGAGGACUCAUGGAGCGCGUGACGGACUAUCCAAAACUUGCCUGUUUGCAGGGUUGA